Leptinotarsa decemlineata (Colorado potato beetle) is the source of this 2775-nucleotide messenger RNA. Its product is annotated as putative helicase mov-10-B.1. The record is from RefSeq and is a predicted model, not a curated record. Lineage: Eukaryota; Metazoa; Arthropoda; Insecta; Coleoptera; Chrysomelidae. Gene Ontology annotation, molecular function: RNA binding; 5'-3' RNA helicase activity.
AUGUCGUUUAUAAUAAAUGAACGCAGAUGUCUUCUGUGCGAUGUCAAUUUCGAAGAUGAGACAUCGCACGAACUCCACUUACAGUGCGACAGACAUAAAAUUCGACUCGAGUACGUCAAACACAAGGAAAGAACGAUCAUCAAAUCUUCAGACGAAUUAGUCCUCGAAAUUAUGGAGACUUGUACUGAGAAAAAGUCAUCGUUAUCCAUUGAAACUAGGCCAAAGACAAACAUUGAGGUUAAAAUGAAUUUAAUGAACAAAUCGUCAUCUGUAAUGACUAUAUUGGAAGUUUUUCAAAUGAAUCCACAUGUGACGGAUAUCACACUCAGUACGCAAGUCGAAAGAGAGAUUGUUUUGGCGCCUUCCCAAAACACCGUUGUUUCUUUAAAUGGGUAUUUUGAAAAUAGUGCCUCGUUCACCUUUCCUCUCAUUAUAGUAAUCAAAAAUGGAAAUGGCACAAAGGAAUUCAUCGUAAAAGAAAUUCCAAUCGAAGUUAUUUCAGAAUUCUCACAUCUGAAAGGAAAUUCAAACUAUACUUGGAAGAGGGUCAAAAAUAUACCAAUUCCUCAAAGAAAAGAAUCAAUAAUCCCAGGGAUAAAACCGGAUCCGUAUCCCACGCAUUACAAGGAAUCCUUUCUUCUGCAACCUUUCAAAAUAUCGCCUUCUUUCGAACUGCAGCUGACGGACCUGAUCAAUGCCUUUCCCGAUUUCAUCAAGAAAGGAAUUCCCCUAUCACAAAAUCGUCCCUACGAUGUAUAUUGCUCCAUCCUGAAAAUCUGCCCAAGGAUUACUAAGGAUAAUUAUCAUGCGACGUUCUCCAAGCUACUGGACAUUGAGGAACAUCAAAUGAAAAUUGACAUCAGAGACUUUGAUACAAAAUCCGAACUGACAGUUGUGAAAGGAGGUUCUUUGUAUGAUCUGAAGGUUCCAGGUCUUGCAGAAGCUCGGCCAUCUCUUUUGGUACACGAUUCGGUGUACAUCAGAGAGAACAACAGUGAUUCAUACAAAUUUCAGGGAAUUGUGCAUAAAGUUCUGGAAACAUCAGUGAACUUAGGAUUGAAUCGCAAGUUUUCCCAAUCCUUCAUUGAUAAUAAGAAGUACUUCAUUGAAUUCGGUUUUAACAGACGUUCAAUACGAGUGGAAAAACAAGCAGUUCACCUCGCAAACGAACACGGAAUCAUUCCAUAUUUUUAUCCAACACAUCCAGAAUCUAACCAGUCGGAUUAUUCACACGAUAUUGUGUUCUUCAAUCGAGAUUUGAAUGAAGAACAAAAGGCAGCAGUGCGGAAUAUUCUGGCUCCCAAAUCCGUGCCGUAUAUAAUUUUUGGACCCCCAGGAACCGGAAAAACUGUAACAGUUGUUGAAAGUGUCCUUCAGAUUUGGAAAAAUGAACCGACCUCCAGAAUCAUGGUUUGCGCCCCUUCCAAUGCAGCAGUCAAUGAGGUAGCUGCUCGGUUAGUUGAUAAAAUACCCCAAAUGGACAUUUUCCGUCUCCUUGGGAAUAUUUAUGGCCACUCAGCUGACAAGAAAAUGGAUAAACUCAAACCGAUCAUCAAUGUUCAGGCUGACGGCACAUUUUACAUGCCGUCUAUGGACCAACUACUCAAAUACAGGGUGUUAGUGAGCACUAUAGUAACAGCAGCAAAGAUUGUCAACGGAGGUGUUCCGGAUGGACACUUCAGUUACGUCUUCAUAGACGAGAGUGGGUAUGCAACAGAAACCCAAACGCUUAUUCCAAUCGCUGGAAUCUUGUCGAAUGCAAAAGGAAAGGGGAAGGUUAAUGGAAAAAUUGUUCUCGCCGGAGAUCCCAAACAGUUAGGCCCACUUGUGCACUCAAAUUUCGUCAAAUAUUGUGGAUACGCAAAGUCGAUGAUUGAAAGAUUGCUGGACACGUGUGAUAUAUAUGCAAGAGGGACAGACGAGUCAUAUGACCCGCGUUUCGUGACGAAACUCAUCAAAAAUUACAGGUCGCACAAAAUCAUUCUGGACGUACCAAACAGGUUAUUCUACCACAACGAACUGAUUGCUGCCGGCGACGACUUCACCAAAUGUUUCAUCGGAUGGGAGCAUUUGAGAAAUGAGAAUUUCCCAGUGAUGUUUCAACAUGUGGAAGGCGUUGACGAAAGAGAAAAGGAUUCUCCUAGCUUUUUCAAUAUCCAGGAAAUAGAAGAAGUCGUAGGAUAUCUGGGAAAAUUGGUGGGAAACCGUGUGAAAGGAAUGCAAAUCACACAGGAUCAUAUCGGUGUUAUAACUCCUUAUAAAAAACAGGCUGAAAAAUUACGAAAUGCCUGCAGCAUAAAAAAAUGGAACAGUCUGCUUGUGGGAUCAGUCGAACAGUUUCAAGGAAAGGAGCGGCUCGUAAUAGUAAUAUCGACGGUUCGAUCGAAAAACGCCAACAAAUUCGAAGAGAUAGAUAAAACGUGCCAGUUGGGCUUCCUGAAGAAUCCAAAGAGAUUCAACGUGGCUCUGACGAGAGCAAAAGCUUUGCUAAUCGUAGUUGGCAAUGCGAACGUUUUGAAAGCCGACACAAACUGGUCCAGUCUGAUCAAAUAUUGCGUGGACAAUAAAUCGGUAGCUGGAAAACCGUUCCAAAUAUAAUGCAAUUUAGAAUUGAUCAGAAUGAAUGGAAAGAGGAAUUCAGUGAAAUGAGUCGUUUUUAAUGGAUUGCUCUCAAGUGUUUUGUACUGUAUUAUUGUUCGUAUUUAUUAACUGUGAUUUUUAUUGUAUAUUAUCGUUUAUGUCAGAUCACUAGUUUAAUAUAUUCAUGAACUUUUU